Messenger RNA from Parathielavia appendiculata, 1779 nucleotides. RefSeq lists its product as uncharacterized. The coding region runs from base 1 to 1779 and encodes 592 amino acids. Gene Ontology annotation, cellular component: nucleus. The transcript is spliced from 6 exons. The record is from RefSeq and is a predicted model, not a curated record. Lineage: Eukaryota; Fungi; Ascomycota; Sordariomycetes; Sordariales; Chaetomiaceae. Gene Ontology annotation, molecular function: mRNA binding; zinc ion binding. Gene Ontology annotation, biological process: regulation of mRNA splicing, via spliceosome.
AUGGCGUGGAGAAAUCAAGGCAUCACUGGAUCCAACAACAUACCCUUGGGGAAGCGCCGGUUCGGCGGCGAUGGCGAAGAAGAUGGCUUCACCAACGGCACCGCCUCGCCGAAUGGCUCGAAUGGCGUCGCGCAUAGCGUUUCGAAUGGCGACCGCGACGUCAAACGCGGCCGCAGCCCUGAGCGAUCAGACCACGAUGCACCGAGGCGGCGCAAGAAGCGGAACCGCUGGGGCGACGCGACCGAGAACAAGGCUGCUGGCCUGAUGGGCCUCCCCACAGCCAUCGUCGCCGACAUGACCAGCGAGCAGCUCGAGGCAUAUACUCUGCAUCUGCGCAUCGAGGAAAUCACUCAAAAGCUCAAAAUCGACGAUGUUGUUCCCGCCGACGGAGACAGGUCUCCGUCGCCGCCUCCCCAAUACGACAACCACGGUCGUCGUGUGAACACGCGUGAAUACCGCUACCGGAAGCGCCUCGAGGACGAGCGGCACAAGCUGAUCGAGAAGGCCAUGAAGACCAUCCCCAACUAUCACCCGCCUCAGGACUACCGCCGCCCGACCAAGACCCAGGAGAAGGUCUACGUGCCGGUCAACGAUUACCCAGAGAUCAACUUCAUCGGCUUACUUAUCGGACCUCGUGGCAACACACUCAAGAAAAUGGAAGCAGAAUCCGGCGCCAAGAUUGCCAUUCGCGGAAAAGGCUCCGUCAAAGAAGGCAAAGGGCGCUCUGAUGCCGCUCACUCCAGCAACCAGGAAGAGGACCUGCACUGUUUGAUUAUGGCCGACACCGAGGAGAAGGUGAACAAGGCCAAGAAGCUGAUCCACAACGUUAUCGAGACGGUCCGUAUUCUUGCACACUCUCUCCGCACUCGAUUCGUGCUGACAGUAAGCCAGGCUGCGUCUAUUCCCGAGGGCCAGAACGAGCUCAAGCGCAACCAGCUUCGUGAGCUCGCCGCCUUGAACGGCACACUGCGUGAUGAUGAAAACCAGGCAUGCCAGAACUGCGGCCAGAUAGGACACCGGAAGUACGAUUGUCCGGAGAAGCAAAACUUCACUGCCAACAUCAUCUGCCGUGUUUGCGACAGACAGCGGGGUGCUAGCUGGCGGAACGACGGUCCCGUGGCUCGGCCUGGUGGUCGUCUCGGAGGUGGCGAUGCCGUGGACCGCGAGUAUGAGCAACUCAUGCAAGAACUCGGCGGUACGGGCGCUGCUCCUGCACGCAUCGAAGCCGGCCCUGCAUCUCAGGGUCCUAACGGUGGAGGCGAUGCUCGGCCGUGGGCACGCGGCCCGACUGGCGGACCUGCGCCGUGGCGUUCCCGGAACAACGAGCGCGACAAUGAAGGCGCGCCAUCUGGCGGACCUGCGCCCUGGGCCCGCGACCGUGGCGACCGUGACAGGGACCGUGGCUACCGCGAUGGCGGCCGCGACGGAGGAGACAGCUAUUACCCUGGCAGCCAAGGUGCUUAUGGCGGCGCCCCUUCGGCUCCGGGCACCAGCGCGGCGCCCUGGCACCAACCCAUGGUUGCGCCGACGGGAUAUGGUGCAUACGCAGGCUACGGCGGUUAUGGGGCCCCUGGCGCUCCCCCGGGAAUAGGUGCUGCUCCCCCUGGGUUGCCUCCCCCGCCUCCUCCUGGUGGCGCGCCGCCUGGGCUCCCCGGGGGACUCAACGCUCUGAUUCAGCAGUACGCUAAUGCCAUUCCGCCUCCUCCCCCGCCGCCGGCCGGUGAUGCUCCACCGCCCCCACCGCCCAUGGACCUGCCUCCUCCUCCUCCGGGUGCUUAG